AUAGACUGUCGGUGCGUUUCGUGUCCCUGCCCUAAAAACGAGAAACCCCUGUUGCCAUGAUAGAAAACGUGGAAUAGGAGACUGUAGAGACACCGUUGCACCUGCUUAACAACUUCACCGGAUCAUGGGAAAAUUGAGAUCCCCACCAGCCCCAUGUCUAUAAUAUGGCGCUAUUAUAUGCCAACCCUGCCCUUUCUUUCCUGCAGAGGAGUGUGUAACCCCCCCACCCAACACCUACAUGCCUCUACCAUCACACAUAACAUUUUUUGCAUAACACCUAAACUGCAUCCAUGUUUUUAAACAGAAGAUAGAAACUUCAUACUGCAGGAGGUUUACUAUAUGCUACAUUUUCAGAAUUUACCCAAGCUAGGCGUUAUAAUGUAACAUGUAAGUAAGUCUGCUUCUUUAAAUAUCUGCGACUAUUUAACACGCCACUAUUUAGUUUUCAGACUAGCAGUUUUAACCUGACAGUGACGCCCAGUAUCUCAGCUCGCCCGGCGUGCCAGGGAUGCUCAUAACCCAUGCGCGCAAUUAGGAGCUACUGCGGCGCAGCAUCCGGAGUACCGACGAGCGCAACUCUUCUCCCCACAUCACCGCGCGCAUCCCGGAUGACUGAUGUAGAUGCGCAAUGAUCGAGUCACGGUUUGUCUUUUCAUUCACUGUCCGAAACGAAACUCACGGUUUAACACGGAUGCUGCAUCUUUUUAAUUAUUCAUGACUCUCGUGUUUGUUUUGGAUGGGGAUAAUCUCCAGAUCGGUGUAUUUUCAAUAAAAGAUAUGAAUGUGACGUGUUGCCGUUUUCUGAAGAAGAAGAGCCUCCGCUCCGUUACCGGUGAGCGGGAUCGGGCGUGUAUCGGACCCUGAGCAUCUUUUCUCGCCACGGGACUAUUGCGCGUGGCCCUCUCCUGUUGAUUGUACCGGUGUCCACAUAUGAUGUAAUUGAAAAGGAAUGAACUGGGCAUCUUUGUAAGGAUUGACGCUUGCUAAUUCCUUUGAGUCGUCUUUAGAUCAACUCAACACGUCGAAAAGCUCUUGGUAUGGCUGCAAAGCUCCCAGAGCUGGGGUCAGUUUCCAUACCCAUUGAGGAGAUCAAGCAUCCUGUUGGAACUGCUCAAGAUGCUGCCUUGCUGACUCACCUAAAGAAAGUGGAAAACCACAUCACAGAGGCGCAGAGGUUUACUCAUCUGCCUCGGCGUUCAGCGGUGGACCUGGAGUUUACUGAGCUCUCCUACACCAUCCGUGAAGGUCCCUGCUGGAGAAAGCGAGGAUAUAAGGCCCUUCUGAAAUGUCUCUCUGGAAAGUUCUGCAGUCGAGAGCUUAUUGGAAUCAUGGGACCCUCUGGGGCUGGCAAAUCCACUCUCAUGAAUAUUCUCGCUGGCUACAGAGAGACAGGCAUGAAAGGUCAAAUCCUGGUAAAUGGAAGACCCCGUGACCUCCGCACCUUUAGAAAAAUGUCAUGUUAUAUCAUGCAAGAUGACAUGCUACUGCCAAACCUCACAACACGAGAGGCAAUGAUGGUCUCAGUUAACCUCAAACUCAAUGAAAAUAUGGAGGUAAAAAAAGAACUGGUGAAUGAGAUCCUCACAGCAUUAGGACUGCAGGAGUGUGCCCAUACUCGUACUAUCUCUCUGUCUGGUGGCCAGUGUAAGCGGCUGGCUAUCGCUCUGGAGCUGGUCAAUAACCCCCCUGUCAUGUUCUUUGAUGAACCCACCAGUGGUCUAGACAGUGCAUCCUGUUUCCAGGUGGUGUCCUUAAUGAAAUCUCUAGCUCAGGGAGGAAGAACUAUCAUUUGUACCAUCCACCAGCCCAGUGCUAAACUCUUUGAGAUGUUUGACAAGCUUUAUAUACUGAGUCAAGGUCAGUGCAUAUAUAAAGGGACGGUACCUUACCUAAUCCCCUACCUGAAAAAUCUCGGACUCCACUGCCCAACGUAUCACAAUCCUGCAGACUUUAUAAUUGAGGUCGCCUCAGGAGAGUAUGGGGAUCUGAACCAUGUGCUCUUCGAGGCCGUUCAGGGAGGCUUGUGCUCAGAUGAGAGCAAGAAAAACUCCAUCGACAAGAAUGACCCCACAUCUCCCUCCCAAUGUUAUAAUGAUUCAGGCACUAUUGAGAAACACACAUUUGCUACCAGUACCUUCACACAGUUCUGUAUUCUCUUUAAGAGAACCUUCAUCACUAUAUGCAGAGACACGGUAUUAACCCAUCUGAGGGUGAUGUCGCACUUGUUUAUUGGUGUGCUGAUUGGUCUGCUGUACCUGAACAUUGGAAAUGAUGCCAGCAAAGUGUUUAACAACACCGGCUUCCUCUUUUUCUCUAUGCUGUUCCUCAUGUUUGCUGCACUUAUGCCCACAGUCCUCACAUUUCCACUGGAGAUGUCUGUGUUUUUAAGGGAGCAUCUUAACUACUGGUACAGUCUAAAGGCAUAUUACCUGGCAAAGACUAUGGCGGACAUUCCAUUUCAGAUAAUAUGUCCAAUAAUGUACUGCAGUAUAGUGUACUGGAUGACCGAACAGCCUCCAGAAGCGGGCAGAUAUCUUCUCUUCAUGGCCCUGUCCACCUCCACUGCUCUGGUGGCUCAAUCUCUAGGACUUCUGAUUGGAGCUGCAUCCACCUCAUUGCAGGUCGCCACAUUCAUAGGUCCGGUCUCUGCCAUCCCGGUCCUUCUGUUCUCAGGCUUCUUUGUCAACUUUGACACCAUUCCUAAAUAUCUGCAGUGGAGCUCCUAUUUGUCAUACGUCAGGUAUGGCUUUGAGGGAGUGAUCCUUUCUAUCUAUGGCAUGAAUCGCUCAGAGCUGGAGUGUCCAGGCAUAGUGUGUAAGUUCCAGAAGCCAGAGGAGGUACUGCAGCUCCUCGAUGUGGAGGAUGCAAAGCUCUAUGUGGACUUCAUUGUGUUGGGGAUCUUCUUCGUAAUUUUGAGACUUGCCACCUACCUAGUCCUGCGUUAUAAAGUCAAAUCAGAGCGUUAAGGGUAGAGCUUAAUGUUACACAUACAUCUUAUUUUACAUAGACAUAAAAUGCAGACACACACACUCACACACACACAUAGACUCAUAACGCACAUAACAAUUCUUCAAAGAAUGCAGAAACCAAUGCACAUUGAUAUCGGGGCCAUAGUUUGGCAGUGCAACAAUUAUGCUCAGUUUUUGUUACUUGAAAAUGUUUUAAAUUCUCAGAUGAGUAUAAA
This is a messenger RNA of Paramisgurnus dabryanus, 3184 nucleotides long. RefSeq names its product ATP-binding cassette, sub-family G (WHITE), member 4a (gene abcg4a). NCBI's taxonomy places the organism in Eukaryota, Metazoa, Chordata, Actinopteri, Cypriniformes, Cobitidae. Gene Ontology annotation, cellular component: plasma membrane. Gene Ontology annotation, biological process: cholesterol homeostasis; cholesterol efflux; transmembrane transport. The record is from RefSeq and is a predicted model, not a curated record. Gene Ontology annotation, molecular function: ATP binding; ATP hydrolysis activity; ABC-type sterol transporter activity.